Messenger RNA from Oncorhynchus kisutch (coho salmon), 2229 nucleotides. Its product is annotated as macrophage receptor MARCO. NCBI's taxonomy places the organism in Eukaryota, Metazoa, Chordata, Actinopteri, Salmoniformes, Salmonidae. The record is from RefSeq and is a predicted model, not a curated record. The transcript has 14 exons. Gene Ontology annotation, cellular component: membrane. The coding region runs from base 498 to 1844 and encodes 448 amino acids.
AGUUGAAGGAAGAAAGGAGAAGGAAGGAGUAAGAGUAGAGAUGGAGAGAGAAGGCAACAGUAACCUAUAUAACCUUUGACCCACUGAGAUCCCCACCAGGGAGAGAGCGAGAGAGAGAGAGAGAUGUAAUGUAAUGUUGUUUUCGUUGCUUAUAUGCUUUUGUGUAGCAGUUCUCAAUGAAAGAUAAUGUUUUUGUAUACUUUUGGUAUACUUCUCGAGAAACAGUACUUCCUGUGAAAGGCAAUGGAACAGACAAUUCUUAGAAGGAGAUGUGGAAUUUAGUGUCAGGAUAAUCCAAACAUAUGUACCCCAUGCUACUUCCCUUUUUCUACAGAUUUCUGUUAACACUGUCAAUAUAGCUCAUUUUUGCAACCUCAGUCCCAAAUCAGAUGACUUCCACUAUGAGUCAAAUGGGUGGGUUUUUUACGUAAUGAUGCGUUGUUAUAAGAGGGUCUUGAUGAGGAUCUCAGGGGUGUUGUCUGUCACUUUGGAGUAACAUGGAGACAUCAGUAGAAAGAGGAGAGGAUCACAUCAGCUCGAUCUACCAGAGUAACCCACUGCUUGACUUGGACAUGAAACUAAGCAGGACGGACAUGUACACCUUCCAGAGCAGCGAUCUAAAACCAGCCAAGGCCAGAGGAGCACAGCGAUGUCUAAAUGUUAUUGUCGUUUACCUCGUCCUUCUGACUGCACUGAAUAUCUUCCUCCUUUACAAAGUCUUUUCGAUGGAGUCUAGUUGUUUCUCCUCCUCUGGCUCCAGGACAACGAUGCUGACCGACAUCCACAUCCCCCUGGGGAUGAACCAGGAGGAGGACCUCCGGACACUGGCCAGAAACACCAGCCUGGAGUCCAACUCUCUCAGAGGAGACCUGGGGAGGUUACAGACCCAGGUCAGCAGCCUAUGUGGGGAGGAUGGACAGCUGGGCCAGCUGAGGACAGACCUGGGUGUGGUCAAUGCAAGCACCACUCUCCUUCAGGACACAGUGAAAACACUCAGAUUCCUCAAAGCUUCACCAGGCCCACAGGGACCUAUUGGUCCACCUGGUGCGAGGGGGGCAACUGGUGUGAGGGGGGAGAAGGGAGACACAGGUGAGACAGGACAAAAAGGAGACCCAGGAGUUGAUGGCCAGACUGGUGACAAGGGAAAUCCAGGGGAACCAGGACCCAAAGGUGAAGAUGGGGCCACUGGACCACAAGGACCAGCUGGUGCACCCGACAGUGCAGCCACUAAUUGUUCAGGACUCCCUGGGCUGCCAGGACCACAGGGACCAAAGGGGGAUAUGGGUCACAUUGGUUUACCAGGGAUAUCAGGCCAGAAUGGAACCAAAGGGGACACUGGAGUUCAGGGGCGUGAUGGAGUAAAAGGGGCCCGUGGUCUGAAGGGUGACACAGGGCCGACAGGAGAGCCUGGACCCAUAGGACCUGAAGGACCAAGAGGACCUGCUGGUGUUAAUGGAACAAGAGGACUUGCUGGUCUUCCAGGGUUGCAGGGAAGUCCUGGAAGUCAAGGUCCACGUGGAGAAAAGGGUGAAAGAGCAGCUGGACCAUCGAAUGUGCGUAUUGUUGGUGGGGUUACUCGUGGGAGAGUGGAGGUGAUGUGGUUGGGGCAGUGGGGUACGGUGUGUGACGACAGCUUCGACACAGUGGAUGGGACGGUGCUCUGCAAGACGCUGGGGUACCAAAGAGCCUCUGCAGUCUUCACGGCAAGCCCCGGAGUGGGUAAGAUCUGGUUUGAUGACCUGCGCUGCACAGGCACAGAGGCCAGUGUGUUUGACUGCCCCCACAACGGCAUGGGCAUCAACAAUUGUCAACACAAUGAGGACGCUGGGGUGCAGUGUGUGUGAGUGUGUCCUGGAUCCAAAAGAGAGACUCCUGGACUCCAUCAAAAAGACUGGAGGAGAGAUGCAUAGAGAAACACACACACACACACACACACACACACACACACACACACACACACACACACACACACACACACACACACACACACACACACACACACACACACACACACACACACACACACACACACUUGAUGCAUCUACUUUGUCUCAUCUUAUUAAAACAACAUUAAUAGGCAUUUCAAUAACCAUGGCAUUUAACUAACAUGAAGCUAACUUAUAAUAAUAUAAUAGUACCCUGGAUUAAAGUUUAUACAGAAAAAACUGAAUGGCAUUUUGUAAACCAGUUUCAUCAGUUUGAAGUAAAACAGUGAAAAAUCAGACAAAA